AUGGGCUUCAACUGGACUGAUUAUAUAAUCACCAGAUCCGGCGCAUCACCCGAAAAUCCCUUACCGAGGAGCUUUGCGGAAAAGGGCAUUCAGAACGCGAAUGCUCAUCUGUUCAAGGAUCACAGAAUAUGCGCACCCGGCGAGGCGACAAAAUCGUCGGCUCAAAAACAAGCAGAAAAGGUAAGGAACAGGGACCAGAGGUCUAUUGCUGAUGUGAUGAAACUCGAUACAAGGCUCCCACGCGAGCAAGACAGUGCGAAUAAGCUCGUUCAAGGCUUCGACCGGAAGUUGUCGCGUUACUACUUCCAACGACUUCUACUCGAAUGGAUCAUUGAGGAGAAUCACUCUUUUACUGUUUGUUGUGAACAAGGAAGACUGCGAAGAAUAUUCGAAUAUCUCAAUCCCCUUGUGAAGAUAACCGACGCCAACAUUACGAGGCCGACUAUUCGCCGGAAAGUUCUCUCGUCAUCGGGCCUGAUUCAUGUCUCAUUUGACGGAUGGAAGUCAGGGAAUAGACACAGUCUGUACGGAGUUGCUUGCUUCUUUCGGGACGAGAACAGUCAGCCGCGAAAGCUAGUGCUUGGCGUCCCUGAGCUGCGAACGCGCCAUUUUGGGCACAAUAUUGCGGCAGAAAUACUUGACGUCCUUGACGCGUAUGGAAUUAAGGAUAGGGUUGGGUACUUCACAUUAGAUAAUGCAGAGAGCAAUGACAAAGCGAUGGAAGUAAUUGGUGGCGAGCUUGGCUUCAUGGGAUCGACGAGGCGUGGCCGCUGUUUCGGCCACACUCUAAACCUCUCCGCGAAAGCUCUUCUUUUUGGCCACAACGUUGAGGCGUUUGAAGAGCAGCUGUCAGGUGCAGCAGCCUUAUCUGAGGCAGAGCACACGCUUUGGCGGCGCAAGGGACCCGUCGGAAAGUUGCACAAUCUAGUCGUAGAUAUUAGGAGGUCGGAUCAGCUUAUUUAUCUCCUGCGAAGUAUACAGCGGUCAGAAUUCGACAUGUCGGCUGAUGUUAGGGUCAGAGCAAGCAAGACACUCGAUCUAAUCAUUGACAACGAUACACGAUGGCUUUCUCAACUAUAUAUGAUAAGGCGAGCCAUUACUCUCCGUCCAUACCUUGAGCAGCUUAUAUUGAAGCAUCGCCAGCAAUGGGAGCAAGAUAACAGGUCAAAGAGGACAGGCAAUUUAAGGAAGUCGGCCAAGGAGCCGCGGAUUUGCUUGGAAGAAAACCAGUUGACGGCUCAUGACUGGACCGUCCUUGGGCAUCUCGCUACACUUCUUGGGUUCUACGAAGAUGCCGUCAAGACUCUAGAAGGCGAUGGUCAGCAGCGCAAGCGCAAAGGUGGAUGGGUGGGCUCCUACGGGAAUGUGUGGGAAGUCAUUCAAGGAUUUGAGUUCCUUCUAGAGGUCCUCGAAGAGUAUAAGCAGCUUGCGUCUGGAAUACCUGACCCGGAGCAUUUCAGAAUUAACAUCAACUUGGGAUGGGAGAAGCUGAACAAGUAUUACUGCGCGUUGGACGAGACACCAAUUUAUUAUACGGCUUUGGCCCUGCAUCCGGCUUUCCGAUGGGGAUAUUUCGAGAACGAGUGGAAGGACAAUACGAAAUGGGUGACGAAGGCGAAGCAAAUGGUUCGAGAAGUGUGGGAAACGGAAUAUCGCAACCUGCAAAUAGACUCAAGCCCCGUGGUCCACGAACCGGCAGCUAAGCGGCAGCGCAAGUACUACAACCCUUUUCAGGCGUAUUGUGAACGCACUCGGCCAGUCUCUAGAUGCGGCAGGGUUAAAGAGGAAGGGUCGUCGCCCGCUCGCAUAGAUGUGGAUGUUGACGAACUGGAAUUAUGGCAGUCAUCGAGAGAGGAUGGGGACAGCGACAUUAGAGAUCCGAUAACGUACUGGCAUGAGCGCCGACGAGGAUAUCCACGCCUGUCGCGAAUGGCGCUGGACUUCCUUACGAUUCAGCCAAUGUCAGCUGAGUGUGAGAGAUUGUUUGCGGCAGCGGGACGCAUGGUAACACCGCUGCGAAGCCGGCUUGAUGCUGAUAUCAUAGGAAUGUGCCAAGUGCUACGGUCGUGGUUGAGAGCUGGGGUAAUCGACGACCUAGACGUACUGCUUCUUCCCGUUGAGACUGUUGACGGUGAGGAGCCCGUAGAAGACACUGAUGGGGGGGAGAGUUCGGGUGAUAACUCUGAUGAGGUAGACGACACCGCGUGA
Pochonia chlamydosporia 170 is the source of this 2208-nucleotide messenger RNA. RefSeq names its product reverse transcriptase. The transcript is spliced from 4 exons. Gene Ontology annotation, molecular function: protein dimerization activity. Bases 1 to 2208 code for a protein of 735 amino acids. Lineage: Eukaryota; Fungi; Ascomycota; Sordariomycetes; Hypocreales; Clavicipitaceae. The record is from RefSeq and is a predicted model, not a curated record.